This is a messenger RNA of Cynoglossus semilaevis (tongue sole), 4425 nucleotides long. It is a transcript of the gene lcorl, whose product is annotated as ligand dependent nuclear receptor corepressor-like. NCBI's taxonomy places the organism in Eukaryota, Metazoa, Chordata, Actinopteri, Pleuronectiformes, Cynoglossidae. The transcript is spliced from 7 exons. Gene Ontology annotation, cellular component: nucleus. The record is from RefSeq and is a predicted model, not a curated record. Gene Ontology annotation, biological process: regulation of transcription by RNA polymerase II. Gene Ontology annotation, molecular function: DNA binding. The coding region runs from base 86 to 1810 and encodes 574 amino acids.
GCUGUUGAUGCGGCGGUAACCGUUGCCUGGCUCUUCCUGUGGUUCACACAGAGGGAGAGAGAGGGGGAUCAAGGAAGGACGCAGAAUGGCGACUGUGCUGUGCCACAAAUGCACGGCAGAAAGGAAAGGGUUUCGGCGGGAACUUGAUUCUUGGCGACAUAAACUGAUACACUGCGUUGGGUUUGAAAGCAUCCUUGAAGGUAUCUAUGGCUCAAUGCUGCUGAGAGACCUUGAUGUGUUUGAUGACUGUGAACCUGAGGAGUCAGAGGACUGGUCGCCAGAAACAAGCUCCUCCCAAUGUUCGUUCUGCAACAUUCCUUUGGACAAGGAUCAAGUACCUCUAUCCACCUCACCUCUCUCCUCCCCCUCAGAUUACUCCCCCUGUCAGGCUCCAAGCAUCUUUGAGAGCAACCAAUCAGCUCACAGGUUUCUUCAGGCUGUUUUCAUUAAGAAAGAUUUGCCUCUUGGCUGCGAUACCAACAUCCCACUUGUUGCUCAGGAACUGAUGAAGAAGAUGGUACGUCAGUUUGCCAUAGACUAUGCAUCCAAGUGUCUACACAACAAUGGUACAAGUAAUGUUAUAACAAGGACAUCCUCAAGUUCAUCAGAAACGUCAGAUGCCCCUCUAGACCUCACAGUGAGCCGAGCUCAAGCUGAAAAAAAAGAUGAACCUGAAAUAGAUGGAGUACUUGACCUCUCCAACAGAAACCCUGGCUGCUCAGCUACUUCAUCAUCAACAGCAAAUAAAACUGGCUCCGGGAGGCAGCACCAACAGAAGAAUGAUUACAUUGAGAGGAGCUGGGAGCUGUCCGAGAGUUUGCUGUCGAAGGCCCUAAAAGAUAUAUGUUCAGGGAGGCUGCAGGAGCAGCGGGCCUCAUUACUCUAUGGAAUACCUCUUCAAACCCUGAGACAAGGUCUUGAUGAUCUUACUGAGAAAAGGUUUGGAACACCGCAACAACCUGUGUCAGAAAGCAACGAUUUAAAGGAUGAGCUGUCGUCGUACAAUGUGAUGUCAUCAAUGUUAGGCGGAGAAGCCCGUCUUGUUCUGCAGAAGGUGGCAGCAUGGGCCGAAAUUGGUGGAGCUGUAGAGGAAAAUGGCGACUUAAGUUACCCGUUAUCCUCUCUUAAUUUUUAUCAGCUCAGUGGUCUACAAAAACCCCAUUCCUUUCCUCAACUCAGGGAAGCUCUGCAGCCCCCUAGUCCAACUUCCAGUUUGGAGCCAUCAACACCAUUGCGCAUUCCUCAGGUCCGAUCUAUGUCCGACCACAGUCGCUCAAUCCCAGCCGAAAACAGCAUUGUUGGAGAAAACCUCCAUGUGCGCACUUCAUCAACAGAAAGCACUGCCAAUCCCCAAACACCUACAGGGACUUCAUCCCUCUUAAAGAUCAGACCUCCUUUCCUGGUUCAUGGUAGUCCAGGCAGCGCCAACCAGUCACCUCAUCAUCGCCUGGGACUGCGUAGGUCCUCCUUGGAUGAUUUGGAAGAGGGAACAGGUGGUCGAGACAAGGACAAGCAGCCAAGGAAAAAGCGUGGGAGAUACCGCCAGUAUGACCAUGAACUGAUGGAGGAGGCUAUCACCAUGGUGAUGGCAGGUCGUAUGAGCGUUUCAAAGGCCCAGGGAGUUUAUGGUGUACCUCACAGCACACUGGAAUAUAAAAUAAAGGAACGCACAGGUACAUUGAAGAACCCGCCCAAGAAGAAAUCUGCCAAUUUCCCUCCAUCUAACCAGUGCCUGUCUGGUUCUGGUUCUAUUAUGGGUUCUACAAACUCAGGGACUCUGGCCUCUGCUGCCGACACAAAGAGAUUUUAGGACACAAAACGCCUCCGGAAUUCUCCAACACUUGAACUUCACCUUUUACAAGACGCACAUUUUCUGAAUAAACUUGUCAAAACACAACACAUGCCUUUACAGAAAUAUAGGGAUAUCGAUAUUCAGGUCUUUUAAAUACUAUUUGUGUCUGUGUAAUGUGAUAGUCAUACUUCAGGGUGUUUCUUUCAUUAGUCUUGGGCUUCAUUUGUCACAAGGUACUGGUGCUCAUUACAGGCUGUGUUCUCAGGAGCAGUAUAACUAAACACAUUUCUCUCAGCUCCACUUCCUUUUCCUUAAAUUCUUAAGGAAGUUGAAUUCAUUAUAUUUUAUUAAUAUUUUGUAAUAGCUGUGAAUCCCACUUAGAGGUGGGGACAAUGACUUGUUGCAGUCGGACUUAAAGGCAAUGCAAUAAAAAUAUUUUUGCAUAUGUCUUGAAAAAACAUACUUCUUUAAUUAAAGACUAAAGUAUUGAUUUUCUCUAACUCAGUUCACAACGAAUUGAUUGUAAGCAGGAUACAUUUUGAUCACAACCAAAUUAAAUAACAAAACCUUUGAUUUCAUGUUUAUGUGCUCUGGUUUUAUUUGUUAAAAAAACAACAACUCUACACGUUGUUUUUCUCCAAUUAGCCCAAGACAAAAUGUGGGAAACAGUAGUGGACCUUAUAAUGCAAAGAAAUGAAGUGUGACUUUCAUGUUUUGUAGCUGUUAGGCUAUUAGGUUAUUCAGGUUCAAUUCAAACUGUUAAAGCUCCAUGCUGAUGGAGUGAUGAUGAUUGUCAUUUACAGCUUUCUAUUUCUCUCUGGGUUUCAUAGCAAAGCUAUUUACACAACUUAGAGCUAUUGCAACUGAUCUGAAACCUUGUUGCUGUUGGUAGACGCCUCUGUAAAAGAGAGAUUGUACAAUGUACUUUAAUGUUGUGGCUACACGUUUAUACUAAUACACUGAAGAGAUCAGCUAAAGUUAGCCAGUUUUAUGUAUACAUUUCUGCUAUUUGUGCUAACUAGUCUAUACAUUGUUGCGUGUUGUCGGAAUGCUGAUGUGAAGCAUGUUUUUAAAUGUGCACUGAUAAGCUUGAAAAUGUAGGUUAAUGUUUAUGUGUUUUGAUUGUUAAAUAUAUUUUUACCAUCAGAUAUCAACAACAAUCUGUUACUGUAGCUUUAUCACUGUAAUCCUCAUACAGGACUGCUACUCAAAAAUACCUUACCUUCAUGGGACCAUUUUAUUGGCACAAAACAGGGAUACGAUAAUAGACCUAUAUUCACCAGGUGUGCUCACAAGGUGUCAUACUUUCUACUGUGUGACGGAAGAGUACGAGGUGUGUGUUUGUAGGGUUACUAUUGAAGGUUGAUUGUGUAGACGACUGGAUGUGGCCUUUGAUAUAGGCUGUAUAUCCGGUAAGAGUGCUACUACCAAAGCAGCAGUUCAGGGUUGCACACACAACGCUGCUACAUUUUGAUUUGCUGCGAUGCAGAUGUUUGACUGUAUGUAUGUAUGUAUGUGUGUGUGUGUGUGUGCGUGCGUGGGUGGGUGUAUCUGAAAUAUCUCAUUCUAACCUCAUUUGCCACAUAUACCUCCAAACUAUAUCUGCCUAUAGCCCAGUGUCAGGUUUCACGUUAAAGCCUCUGAGUUAUGCUUACUAAGCUGGCGUUUGAGCUCUAAUUAGCUAAAUGAUGCUAUAGAGCUCUGUGUUUCUCAAGGAAAAGCACCUAAAUGUAAAUAUAUUGUCAUAAACACAAAUUGAUUUAACUCUAUCUGUUGCACCUACAAAAACCCAAACCCAUUCUUAGCUGAGCAUUUUUCUCCCUUUUUUUUAAACAUUUCUUGCUGUUUUUGUUAUGUGAAAGCUUACUACUUACUACAUCAGUCUGACCACAUCAUACAAACACUGAUGUCAAAGUGACUAAUUGAUUUUGCUCAGGCAGUAUGUUGCAUCAUGACAUCACAACUCUGGGAAUUAUAGCCAUUUAUGUCCAAUACCCCAUUUGUGAACAAAACAAAAACAUUUCAGUAGUGUGUUGUAGAAUUACCUUUCAGUUGCUGGUAUAAAUAUACUGUUUAUGCAUCAAGUAUUGCACUAGGUUUUGUAAGAAUAAUUUGAUUGAAAUAUUUUUGGUGUCGUUGCUGCCUGUAUUUAUUGCUUAUGUUUUAAAAUUGUGACCCUGCCCCCUUUCCAGGCUUAAUAGUAAUAGUAAUUCUUGAUUUUGAAAAAGGCACUUUGAUGCAAUGUUAUGUGUAUUGCUGCAAUCGCAUGAAUCUUUUUAAUGUCAGCUUAUAUAAUUUAUUUUUUCCUCAAAUGACACUUCACAUUUUAGAUGUUGUUUGGUGCUUAUGUUAAGAAUUUCUGUGUGAUUAUUUUAUUUGUUGUUGUUGUUGUUUCUUAUUUGGUAUUAAUGUAAAAACAAAACAAGAGUCACUUAACUGUAAGAAACUUUGUGAAAUAUAAUGAACUAACAGGACAAAAAGUAUAAAAACACUGUUUUACAGGUUUUAACUUUCUAAAAUUUGCUGAAAAUGCAAACAUUGUUUCAAGCGUCCUUACAAUCAUUCCUUCUGCUUUUAGCAGAAUGUUGUCAUUUGCCUUCAGCAACCAACAAUAAAACAGUCCUUUAAUCGGU